Molecule: messenger RNA, 1619 nt
Organism: Aspergillus sclerotioniger CBS 115572
Lineage: Eukaryota; Fungi; Ascomycota; Eurotiomycetes; Eurotiales; Aspergillaceae
Product: alpha-1,2-mannosyltransferase ALG11
Exons: 1
Coding region: 272-1372 (366 amino acids)
Biological process (GO): protein N-linked glycosylation
Cellular component (GO): endoplasmic reticulum membrane
Molecular function (GO): GDP-Man:Man(3)GlcNAc(2)-PP-Dol alpha-1,2-mannosyltransferase activity
Source: RefSeq, a predicted model, not a curated record
GUAAUGCAGGCGGAGGCGGAGAACGUGUCCUCUGGGAGGCUGUGAGAGCAACCCAGAAGCGCUGGCCCAAGGCCAUCUGCGCCAUCUACACGGGCGACCAUGAGGUCAACAAAGCAGCCAUGCUGGACAGAGUCCAAGUACAUCAUUCAUCCAUCCAUCGAAUCUGUUCCUUACUACAUACUGACAUCCCUAGAACCGCUUCAACAUCCACCUCCACUCCCCCACCGUCGUACUCCUCUACCUCACCACCCGCAAAUACGUCGUCAGCAGCAUGUACCCCUACAUGACUCUUCUCGGCCAGUCCCUGGGCUCCCUCAUCGUUGCCUACGACGCCUUCAACCUCCUCGUCCCGGAUGUGUUCGUCGACACAAUGGGCUAUGCCUUCACCCUCGCCUUCAGCAAGCUCCUCUUCCCCUCCGUCCCGACCGCCGCUUACGUGCACUACCCAACCAUCUCCACCGACAUGCUCCAGUCCUUGGACGACCAGACCGGCCUGCAAGGUGUCAACUCCGGCGCCGGCAAAGGCUUCAAGGGCCAGGUCAAGCGCAAAUACUGGAUCGCGUUCGCCAAACUGUACGGCUGGGUCGGCGGCCACGUCGACGUCGUCAUGUGCAACUCCUCCUGGACAUCGGCGCACAUCCGCACUAUCUGGGGUCCCGCCCGACAGACCAACACCUACAAAGACCCAACCGUGAUCUUUCCGCCCACGGCCGUCUCCGAACUCGAGUCCACCAUUACCGUGACCCCCGAGACCGAAAACACCCGCCAACCGCUCAUCCUGUACAUCGCCCAGUUCCGCCCGGAAAAGAACCACCCCCUCCUCCUCCGCUCGUUUGCGCGCUUCCUCCAGGAGCGCCGAAAGCGCCAGGGCGAAACCUCAGACCCGGAAACGGAACCCAAACUCGUCCUCAUCGGCUCCGUCCGCCACGCCAGCCCCGACGAGACCCACAUUUACAACCUCCGACUUCUGGCCCACGAACUCCGCAUCCGCGAUCACACCACCUUCCUCUGCGACGCCAGCUGGCCCACCGUUCUCGACCAUCUCGCCACCGCCUCCAUCGGCGUUAACGCCAUGUGGAACGAACACUUCGGUAUCUGCGUCGUCGAAUACCAAGCUGCCGGUUUAAUCAGCGUCGUCCACGACUCGGGCGGUCCCCGCGAAGACAUCGUCAUCGACCUCGGUGACGGCGCAACGGGUUUCCGCGCCUCCACAGAGGAAGAGUUCGCUGCUGCCUUCGAGGCCGCACUCGCCCUCCCAGCAGAAGAGAAGGUCGCUAUGCGCCUGCGAGCUCGCAAGUCCGCCCUAAGAUUCACCGAAGAAGAGUUCUCACUCAAGUGGAUUGGAGAGAUUGAGAAGUUGGUACGACUGUAGUCGGUGGGGUUUCCUUCUCCCCUUCUCCGUCCUUCCUUCUUUCUUUGCUUUCAUUGGCGUUUUGUCUGCAUGGUUGGUAUGUUUAUCUACGAAGAAAGAAAUAUACUCUACUAUUUUUUCCUGCUUGAACUCUAGGGACUGUAGGGUAUCUUAUUGUAGUGUUGGCUGUUUAAUUGAGAGUUCGCUUGGGUUGGCGGGGGAAAGGAGAGGGGGGGAUGUUAUAGUAGGUACGCAGGGUACAAUGAGG